Messenger RNA from Cylindrotheca closterium, 1950 nucleotides. Lineage: Eukaryota; Bacillariophyta; Bacillariophyceae; Bacillariales; Bacillariaceae. The record is from the annotation of a GenBank genome assembly.
AUGAUUGACUGGCUCCCUGACAAUUGGCCUACUAGUCUCUUUAUCCGCCCCUUCUUGGAUUGUGUAUAUGAGCUUCUUACAAACCUUGAUGUGACGGAUCCCAACGGUGAGAAUAUCUCCUUGCCCCAUCCAGCCAACCCCUUCAAGUUCAGACCAGAUCCCCAAGACGAACCCGAUCCUGUCAGUGAAAUGCAUCAUGGCACCUGGUGGCGUGACACCAUGGAAAUGAAGUGUGAUGAGGGCAAAAGGGAAAUGCUGGUGCCCAUCAUACUGUAUGGGGAUGAAAUCACCACGGACAAGCAAGGAAAGCUAACAGCCUGUCCCUUCAACUUGACACUUGGAAUAUUGGACACUGACACCCAAAAUAAAGAGCAAGCCCAUACCACAUUCUUCUACUACCCCGAUCCUACUGUGGAGCUUGCUCAUCAUAAGAAAAAAGCAACCGCACAUGACAAAAUGGUAAACCUUCAGAACAGCCUUGCAGUGGCACUGGCCGACAUCACUAAAUGGACCUACAAUGGAGAAGAAUUCCAGGUCAACAUGAAAUUCUCCGUUGCCUUCCUCAUUGGUGAUACUGCCAUGCAUGACAAGCUUUGUGGUAAGACAGGUGGUAGCCAAACCCAUGGCAUGAAGUCUCAUUGUCGGCAUUGCAAUUGUGCAACCAAGGAUCUUGUAAGCCCCAAGGAGAAGCAUACUUGGAUCCUGUUUGAUCCCAGCAAGGUAGAUCCCACAUUGGAUGGACACACUGCUGAAUACUUUAGCAGUAUAAGCCACAGCAUUGUGAACAACGCCUUUGAUCCCAUCUGCUUUGGUGUGAAUUUCCGCAAAAUUCAUUGGGGAACUCCAGCAGAAACACUGCACAUGCAUCAAAAAGGGGGGAUGGUGCGGGUUGUAGAAUCGCUUGAAGGCCUCAUAGGCCAAGCUGGUAACAAACCCAAUGCUGGAGAAGAAGAGCAGGGUGCUGACACAGAUGAUGCUGAUCCCUCUCUUGCAGCUAAGGCCGAAUUUAAAAGGUGGGUGAAGAAAACCUUGGAAAGUCUGGACAUCAUUGGCCAUCAAUAUGGGGCCUGUCUUGGAAGGCAAUCGGAUCGCAAGAAGCCCAGGACCAAAUUCAAUAACUCAUUGUUUGACAAGACCAAGAAAUGUGGACACGAGCAGGCUGGUGUUUGUUUGUGCUUGUACCUUGCUAUGAUAUCUGACCGGGGCCGAUUUAUCAUGCUCCUGGAGCGUACCAUGUAUCCCACUUUUUACAAGGAUCAGGUGGGUGCCUUUGAGUUAGUCUUGACAAUGGAGCAAUGGCUGAAGAAGAAAAAGUACCCGGCAAGGCAUGCCCUUAACCCAGAAGGACUGGGGAAGGUCUUUGACUAUUACACUGAUUGGAUAAGGGAGACUACCUUUCGAAAAGGCAUGGGGGCUCUCUUGAUCAAGAAUCAUCUGAUGCUUCACGUCCCCCUCUACAUGUUGCACUGGGGGCCUCCUCGUGGAUGGGAUUCUGGUCCCAGUGAACAGGCUCACAAGACUGAGCAGAAGCAACCAGCACAAAGAACCCAAAGACGGCAGCAUUUAUCCGAAGAGUGCUUGUCCUUGGCCUUUACUUCAUUGUCAUUGUCAUUGUCAUUGUCAUUGUCAUUGUCAUUGUCAUCGUCAUCGUCAUCGUCAUCAUCGUCAUUGUCAUUGUCAUUGUCAUUGUCAUUGUCAUUGUCAUUGUCAUUGUCAUCAUCAUCAUCAUCAUCGUCAUCGUCAUCGUCAUCGUCAUCGUCAUCAUCAUCAUCAUCAUCAUCAUCAUCAUCAUCAUCAUCAUCAUCAUCAUCAUCAUCAUCAUCAUCAUCAUCAUCAUCAUCAUCAUCAUCAUCAUCAUCAUCAUCAUCAUCAUCAUCAUCAUCAUCAUCAUCAUCAUCAACAAUUGGAAAUAGCCCGUUUGUGGUUUGGGUCCUGUUCAAGGAAGUUUAA